AUGGUGACGAGCAUUGGACCAGGAUCAUCGCACAACUACCUGCGCAUCUCUCGCAUCUUGAAAUGCCUCUCCGAGCUCGGCCUCGAACAUCUCAACGGAGGAUUCCUCCUGCACGUCCUGAACGAGCAGAGUGAGCACAAUCAGCUCGACACUGCCGGAAUCCGCAGCAGCAUGGACAGAUGGUGGGCGAACUGCAUUCGGAACGAGGAGGAGCGGAAGUGGAUCCGGGACACCAUUCAGAAGGUGUGGUCGAAGGAUGGGUACGUGUUCACGCGGGAAAUGUACGAACAGGCAUUGGAGAGGAGGAGGGAUACCGGAUAUCUGGGAGCUAAACGCCAAGCCGCAGAGGCGACUUCAACGACGACCGAUGGAGCUUGA
Sparassis crispa is the source of this 378-nucleotide messenger RNA. RefSeq lists its product as hypothetical. Lineage: Eukaryota; Fungi; Basidiomycota; Agaricomycetes; Polyporales; Sparassidaceae. The record is from RefSeq and is a predicted model, not a curated record. Gene Ontology annotation, molecular function: signaling receptor activity. The coding region runs from base 1 to 378 and encodes 125 amino acids. The transcript has a single exon. Gene Ontology annotation, cellular component: membrane.